Molecule: messenger RNA, 4259 nt
Organism: Microcebus murinus (gray mouse lemur)
Lineage: Eukaryota; Metazoa; Chordata; Mammalia; Primates; Cheirogaleidae
Gene: AP5M1
Product: adaptor related protein complex 5 subunit mu 1
Biological process (GO): endosomal transport
Cellular component (GO): AP-type membrane coat adaptor complex; cytosol; late endosome
Source: RefSeq, a predicted model, not a curated record
CGGCAGCCGGCAAACCGAAGAGAGGCUCGUCGCUCGAUUAAUGAGAAACUUUGAUCCUUGCGGGCCACCAUCCCGGAAGUAGAAUUUGGAGGAAGAAAGUACGGAGUUGCUGGGCAUAAGUAAAUUCCUCAAGGCUCUGGGUGGGGAUUCUUAGAACUUUCUGUGGUAUGUGUUGUCGAUGGGGCAGCUUAGAGGAUUUAGUCACCUCACCUAAAGGAGCUAGCUUCUCUUCUGAGCCCGACCAGUAUGUGGCGUAGUAUGAGCCUGGGGACUUUUGGUAAGAGUUCAUCUGAGAAAGCCGAUCUGCGCUGUUCCUUGGUGGCGACGUUAGUUGUGAGAUGAGCUGUUGCUUUAGUGGUUUACCAUGGCCCAGCGGGCAGUGUGGCUCAUAAGUCACGAACCAAGAACUGCGCUUUGUGGCACGGUGAGAUUCUCCAGACGUUAUCCAACUGUUGAAAAACGAGCCAGAGUCUUCAAUGGAGCAAGUUAUGUGUCUAUUCCUGAAGAUGGCCCAUUUCUUAAAGCACUACUCUUUGAACUUAGAUUAUUGGAUAAUGAUAAGGACUUUGUGGAGAGUCGUGAUAGCUGUUCACGCAUCAAUAAAACAUCCAUCUAUAGACUUCCCAUAGGAGGCGAAGAACUCUGGCCAGUUGUUGCUUUUCUGAAGAGUGGCAUGAUAUAUGCUUGUGUUCCACUAGUUGAACAGACUCUAUCCCCUCGUCCACCAUUAAUUAGCAUCAGUGGAAUUUCACAAGGCUUUGAACUUCUUUUUGGAAUACAAGAUUUUCUUUACUCAGGUCAAAAGAAUGACACUGAACUGAGUACAAAACUGAGCCAGUUGCCUGACUUGCUUCUACAGGCUUGUCCAUUUGGUACCAUAUUAGAUGCCAACUUACAGAAUUCAUUGGAUAAUAUCCAUUUUGCUUCUGUGACUCAGCCACAGAAACAGCCAGCCUGGAAAGCUGGAACAUACAAAGGAAAACCACAAGUUUUUAUUUCUAUUACUGAAAAGGUAAAAUCCAUGCAAUAUGAUAAACAGGAUAUAGCAGAUACAUGGCAAGUUGUUGGAACAGUCACUUGCAAGUGUGAUUUGGAAGGAAUCAUGCCAAAUGUUACCAUCAGCUUGAGUCUCCCCACCAAUGGAUCUCCACUUCAAGAUGUUUUAGUUCAUCCUUGUGUGACUUCUCUUGAUUCUGCCAUUCUGACUUCUAGUAGCAUUGAUGCAAUGGAUGAUUCUGCGUUUAGUGGGCCUUACAAAUUUCCAUUCACUCCACCUUUAGAGUCAUUCAACUUAUGCUACUACACUUCCCAGGUCCCUGUCCCACCAAUUUUGGGUUUUUAUCAAGUGAAAGAGGAAGAAACACAGCUAAGAAUAACAAUUAAUUUAAAACUUCAUGAAAGUGUGAAAAAUAAUUUUGAAUUCUGUGAAGCUCAUAUACCUUUUUACAAUAGAGGUCCAAUUACACAUUUGGAAUACAAAGUUAGUUUUGGCCAACUUGAAGUAUUUAAAGAGAAAAGCUUUCUGGUCUGGAUUAUUGGCCAGAAGUUCCCAAAAUCAAUGGAAAUUAAUCUUUCUGGAACUGUAACUUUUGGAGCCAUGAACCAUGAGAAGCAGCCAUUUGACCCAAUUUGUAUUGGAGGUACAGCAUAUUUAAAGCUUCAUUUUAGGAUCUUAGAUUAUACACUCACUGGGUGUUACGCAGAUCAACAUUCAGUUCAAGUUUUUGCGUCAGGAAAACCAAAAAUAAGUGCACACCGGAAACUAAUUUCUUCUGAUUAUUACAUCUGGAAUUCAAAAGCCCCUGCUCCAGUAACAUAUGGAUGAUUAUUACUGUAUUUUCUCAUGUUUAAAUAGAAUUUAUAUAAUAGUAACAUACCUUAAAUGAAAUCAUAGUUUUACUCUUAUUUAAUGUUUUCAGUCUGAUAUAAUUUGAAAGAACAUCUUAAAGUCUAAUGUCUCCAAUUUUUUUACCCUUUGAUUUUAUGCCGGUAUAAGUCAGAACACAGAAAAGUAGUGAUUCACUUUGGCUUAUUUUAGACUAGUCCUGGGUCAUCCUGCCACCGUGUUCCUUUCUACAUCUGUGGCAGACAUUGCUAAUCAAUCACAGCCCUUUUUCUAUAUGAGCCUUCCUGGAUAAGGGUCCGGCUCCUUCUCAGUGGAGAGAUUCAGGCAGCUGCUCCCAAUAGAAGAUGCAAGAUAAAAAUUAUUUGCUCUUCCAAACCUCGGUACUAAGAUCCUAGUACCACAUGUUAGAAACAACUACAUGUUAGAAACAACUGUAAAGUUCUUGAAUUACCAGCCAAUGGAGACAAAAAUUAUUUAAAUAGUAACCUGUUCUUAAUCAGAACUAUCCUAUUGACUAAUAAAGAAUCUGCAUAAUUCUAUUCAAGGUGUUUAUCUCAGUUCUAGAGUUACUUUCUAAGUAAGCUUGUUAAUCUAUAGUAGCAUUUUGCUUAGGAUGUCAGUAGGCAUAUUAAGAUGGGUGGGAUACCUUCAGAAGAUAAGCAUAGUGUUUUGUGAUCAUUUAAUGUCUGCAGCCAAAUUUUUAAAGAUAAUUUAGUAUAUUGCUUUAAAUUAAAAUUCAUUAAUAAAUGAAUUCAGGUAAAAAUUCAAAAGCCAUUCUGUGUGUAAAGAGUAUCAUUUAAUCUUAUAGUCUCACAUAGCAUAUCUCUUUAAAUUUGUCACUCUCUUUUUCUUAUUACCAUUCUGUUGAUUUCUUUAAAAACAUUCUAGUUAUACUCUACCUGUCUCUGCAAUUAUAUGUCACAUUGUUUUCAGAGCAGUUCAUUGUCAAGUUGGACUUUAAGUGACCAUUCAAGAAAAGAUGAAAUCUCAAGAUCUUCAAAAUUUAAUUCAUGUCAAGAUUCUUUUUACAGAACAGAAUUUAGAAGUGUUAUAAAAAAUAUGCAUUACAGAUUAAUAUUCAAUUCAAUUAUAUCAGGUUCUAUUUUUUAAUGAGUCUCCUAAGGAAGAGCUUAGAAAAAGCUGCUAACUCCUUAAAAGAGAGCUAUGAUAGUUUGAAGGGAUAGUGCAUAUAAAUUUAGGAUUUGAAAUAUGAUUUUUUAAUUAAGGUCAAUCCUACUCAUUAUAAACUCUCAUUUUCUGCAAAGCAUUAUCACAGCAUAAGGUUCUAUGUUCAAAAUUAUCUCAAGUAACAAAGAAAAGAGAAUAACUGCCUGACCAGGACUUUAACUUGUUAUUCUAGCUUAAUCAUAGAUAAUCAGUAGUAAAAACUUUCCUUUUAAAAGAAGAAAAUACCAUUCUCCAUAAGUUAUUUGAUCUCUCUUAAACUCAAAGAAAGCUUAAUGUUUCACUUAAGUUAGUAUGUUUUAUUAAUGUUAAUGCAGAUGUUUGGAAAUCUUGAUUGUAUAAAUGUUUACCAAAUACACAAAGGUAAGCAAGAGGCAUUUAUCUAGUAAGUAGGCAGAGAUUUAAUAUAAUAGUCCCCUAGGCAAAACUUUCUUUAUAAACAAUUAGAAAAACCAGUGAAUCUUUGAUUUGACAUUUCUGGAAACCUGAGGAAAAUCUAGGGAGUCCUGGAAAAGUGAUGAGAUGAUGGGAAACCUGAUGCCAUCUGUUGCCAUUUCAUUCUAACAUAACACCACAGAACUAAACCGACUCAGGUUUUCAUCCCAAUGAGAUCAGCUGGGCACACUGUGAUGCCUUUGAUUUUGUCUAGAAACCUGUCACUUCAGGAUAAUUUCUGAAGACAAAGUCUGUUUCCCGUUUGGUAGGUGACCUGUUUAAUGUUUUCCCUGUGUCUGGGAACUCCUUAGUGUAAUUAGCGACCUUUGAACUCCACAACUAAUCCUGAGCUAUUUUGUAUUCCUUACUCAUCUUUAAGGCUGGACCUUUCUUUUCUUCAGAGUCCGCUGCCACAAUUAAAGAAGAAACAGCUGCAUUUCAAAGGGAUUCCGAUUCCAGAAGCUUAAUCAUGAUUGACAUGUUCUUAUUCUAAGCUAUAAGACACUCUAAGAGUCCUUUCUUGGGUUAAAACUUCAAUCAUUUUCUAAAAAAUUAUCUCACUAUGGAUUUUAUUCAUUUUCUUUGAUAACUAUUCUUUGCAUUUUUUAACAUGAAAGAUGCUUUGCAUUUGCAGUGAAUAUGAACAACUACUUCCAGUGAAAGAUUUGGAUGGUGUCAGACCUACUCUAGAUGGAAAAUUGCUAAAUUCCCUUUUAGUGCCCAAAUAUGUUUAUGAAAUCUGAUGUCUAUCAUAUGGGUAAUUAUUCUUCAGUAAACCCAAAAGGUUAAAAAA